ACAUGUCUGCUAGAGUUUGGAGUGAAAGGAAGUCGAUUCGUUUGUUCAAUCUGUGAUUGUGUGUCUUGGUACUAAGACUACCUGUGACCGUCCUGAUCGAGCUUUCUAUAUUUAAACGAAAGCCGGUGUCUAAAUCGGACGUUCCACUCAGUACUGCAAAGGUGCUAAUAGUUUGAUUUUAAACAUUAGCUGUUUAACCAUUGAUAGCUGCCAUGGCUGCAAGUCGAAUGAAAAAACUUGCUGCUGGAGGAAUUGCCUUAGGUGGAACAGUUGCUCUUGCAUCAUGGGUUUUUGGAGAUGAUAAUCACACUAAGAAACAAUUUGGUCUGCAUGUCCAUGCUGGUGACUCUCUGAAGGCACGACCAAAUAAGCCUUUCCCAACAAGAAGUGAGCAACUGAAAGCACUUGAAGAUGAAGUCUACGAUGUCCUUGUAAUAGGAGGAGGUGCUACAGGAGCAGGAUGUGCUUUAGAUUCAGUUUCUAGAGGAUUAAAAACAGCAAUUGUGGAAUUAGAUGACUUCAGCUCAGGGACGAGUAGCAGAAGUACAAAGCUGCUCCACGGCGGAGUGCGCUAUCUUCAAAAAGCAAUUUUCAAUUUAGAUAUUGAACAAUAUAGAAUGGUUAAGGAGGCCCUUCACGAACGAGCGAAUCUAUUAGAAAUUGCGCCUCAUCUUUCUUAUCCUCUACCUAUUAUGUUACCGGUUUACAAGUGGUGGCAAAUUCCUUACUACUGGUCUGGAAUAAAAAUGUACGAUUUGGUCGCUGGUUCUAAAUGCAUCAAAAGUUCUUACGUAUUGAGUAAAGAGAAGGCCAUUGAACUGUUUCCGAUGCUUCGGAAAGACAAACUUUGCGGUGCGAUCGUUUACUAUGACGGCCAACAUAACGAUGCUCGAAUGAACAUUGCCAUCGCUUUAACUGCCGCACGCCUUGGUGCUACGGUGGCCAAUCACGUGAGAGUGGUUAGUCUCACGAAAAGUAAAGAUAGUGAAGGCCAAGAAAAGGUAUCUGGUGCUCGUGUACGUGACGAGAUUACCGGCAAAGAAUGGGAAGUCCGAGCCAAGUGUGUCAUCAAUGCCACGGGACCAUUCACAGAUUCAAUCCGAGAAAUGGAUCAGCAAGCAGUGAACAAAAUAUGCGCUCCUUCAGCUGGUGUUCACAUAGUCUUACCCGAUUAUUAUAGCCCAGCCAGCAUGGGCUUACUUGAUCCUUCCACCUCGGACGGACGUGUCAUUUUCUUCUUACCUUGGCAGGGUUUGACAAUCGCUGGAACCACUGAUACUCCGUGCGAAGUAACCCACCAUCCUAGUCCAACUGAAGCCGAUAUUGAGUUCAUUCUCGGUGAAAUCCGAUCGUACUUGAGCCCAGACAUUGAAGUUCGUCGUGGUGACGUGCUUUCAGCCUGGAGUGGCAUCCGUCCAUUAGUUUCCGAUCCAAAUAAGCCAGAUUCUCAAUCGCUUGUCAGGAACCACAUUGUACACGUGAGUGAUAGCGGUCUCGUAACAAUUGCUGGAGGUAAAUGGACGACAUACCGUUCCAUGGCCAUGGAAACACUUGAUGCAGCAGUCAAGACGUGUAACUUGCCAGCUGUUCGAGGUUCAGCUACCGAUGGUCUACUCUUGGAGGGAGCUCACGGCUGGACACCAACUAUGUUUAUUAGAUUGGUGCAAGAUUUCGGGCUGGAGAGUGAGGUGGCCAAACAUUUGUCAGAAACUUACGGAGACCGAGCCUUCUCUGUUGCCAAACUGGCUGCAUUGACAGGUAAACGGUGGCCGAUUGUCGGAAAGCGGUUGCACGAAGAAUUUCCUUACAUUGAUGCUGAAGUCCGAUAUGCCGUAAGAGAGUAUGCGUGCACUGCUGUUGACGUGAUUGCUCGUCGACUUCGCUUAGCCUUCCUUAAUGUUCAGGCGGCUGAAGAAGCUCUUCCUAGUAUUAUUUCUAUUAUGGCGGAGGAGCUAAAAUGGUCGGAAGACGAGCAGAAACGUCAACACGCCGAAGCUGUCAAAUUUGUUAGAGAAGAAAUGGGACAACAAGUCAACCGUCAGAGCCGAGACAAAAUCCCAAUUAACUUAUCGCGUGAAGAAAUUUCGAACUACAUCAAACGUUUUCAGGCACUUGACCACGAUAAGAAAGGAUACAUCUCCAUUAAUGACAUUCGUCGAGGACUUAAGGUUGGAGAUUUAAUUCCCAACCAUGAAAUUUCGGGAGAGGAGUUACAUGCAGCUCUGAAUAAAGUCGAUUUGCGGUUGAACGGACAAACUGAUCUUUCAGAGUUCAUACAGCUGAUGGCCUGUAUAAAAUCUGGUCGCGUAACCAACUCGCGCUUUGACCAAUUGGCACAAGAAGCACAGAAAAAUGUUGAAGAAGAGGAAGCCAAGAGGAAAGCUAUUCCUGUUGAUCGCAGUGGAGGAGGAGUUUAGGUAGUCUGAGAUGCUUUUUAAAAUAAUUUAGGUUGAAUUUGCGGCUACCACCGUUUCGCGUCACACCUAUAUGACAAAAUCCCCUCUCCUUUUUUAAAAAUCAUUGAACUCAUCGGUUAGUUAGUCGUUUUUCUCUACUAGCUGUACUAUUUAAUUACUUUAUUCCCCGAUACUUUUAUCCUUUUUUCGUACUGAUCCGUACUUCAAAAAACUUAUGGGAUAAAUCGGCCACAGAAAAUAACAUCUAUCGAUUCGAACAAAGCCAAAGUAUUUCAUCCGUUUUUCUCUCGAUUGGUUGUGCGAAGUGUUUUUUACUUAACUUAAUAAUUCACUGUUAUUAUUCCUAAAUAGUCUGCACAGUGAGAUCCACAACGCAACGCAUACGUAUUUCUGGUUCUCCAUAAUCGUUUCAGACAGUUCGUUGUAGUUCCUAGCAGGUCUAUUCAGUGUAGCUUCUUUUUCAUUGUUGCCUGUUUUUGUAUUUGUCUCUCGAUUAGUAAUAAAUAGACGUUUGAAAUCCCUA
Messenger RNA from Daphnia pulicaria, 2940 nucleotides. RefSeq names its product glycerol-3-phosphate dehydrogenase, mitochondrial-like (gene Gpo1). Gene Ontology annotation, molecular function: glycerol-3-phosphate dehydrogenase (quinone) activity; calcium ion binding. Lineage: Eukaryota; Metazoa; Arthropoda; Branchiopoda; Diplostraca; Daphniidae. The transcript is spliced from 14 exons. The record is from RefSeq and is a predicted model, not a curated record. Bases 213 to 2417 code for a protein of 734 amino acids. Gene Ontology annotation, biological process: glycerol-3-phosphate metabolic process. Gene Ontology annotation, cellular component: glycerol-3-phosphate dehydrogenase (FAD) complex; mitochondrion.